Molecule: messenger RNA, 1785 nt
Organism: Yarrowia lipolytica CLIB122
Lineage: Eukaryota; Fungi; Ascomycota; Dipodascomycetes; Dipodascales
Biological process (GO): negative regulation of transcription by RNA polymerase II; positive regulation of transcription by RNA polymerase II
Cellular component (GO): transcription regulator complex; nucleus
Source: RefSeq, a predicted model, not a curated record
AUGAACAACAACCCGUACCAGUCGUUGUCGCGCAACCGAUUUGCUCCCAUGGCGCGCAAGGGCAGCGAGGACAUGUCCAACGCGGGAUCGGGGCACUUGCAGCACGCACAGCUGCCUUCUAACAUGCCGACACAACAGGGACAACAGGGUCAACAACAGGGUGGUCCAGGACAACAGGGUCAUAUGGGCCAGGGUCCUGGGCAGGGACAGGGGCAUAUGGGUCAUGGACUAGGCCCUCCAGGGCAGCAGGGCAUGCCGGGCCAGGGUUCUCCUCAACCAGGACCCCCCCAAGGUCUGGGAAUGGCUGGUCAUACACCCCAGCCCGGUCAUAACCAGCCGAAUCCCAACCCAGGUCACACUCCUCAACCUGGUCAUAACGCCAAUCCGGGCCAUACGCCCAACCCAGGCCAUACUCCUAACCCUGGACAUCCACAGAACCCCCAACAGCAACAGCAGCAGGGCCAGCCGGGUAUGCCUAAUCAUACGCCUAACCCCGGCAACGCUCCUACGCCUGUUCCGGGCCCCAACCCCGGUCCCGGCGUCUCGGGCCCCUCACCUAACCCCGCGGGACUGGGACAGCCCGGAAUGGCACAGCCUGGGUUAGGACAGCCCGGCCAGAUGGGCCCUGGAGGCCCGAAUUCGAAUCCAGCGUUUGCUGCAGCCCAAGCUGCCAAACUGCAGGCUAUGAACCGUAUGGGAAAACCAAUUCAGCCUGCUCAAGGAUUCCGGAAACAGAUCGUCGGUACCGCUAUUGUGCGUCUUUUGCAGUACUGCGAGAUUCUGGGAACCACCAACGAGGCAAUUCUCACCGAUAUCAAUUUUUGGAAGAAGUUUGUCGGUGAUUUCUUCUCUGAAAAUGGACUCAUGCGGUAUUCCGUGUCUAACGGUAAAGAAACGAAGCAAUUCGAGGUCCCCUUGCAGAUCAUCCCGCGAUAUUAUCACACGUUCUUCAUGAGUAACACAAAACGGAUUCAGAUUGUGCUGGAGAACCCGCGUGAGUUUCUCACAUCCCAGUCGGGCCAUUUUGUGCAAUGUACUAGGGCCUCUGUGAUUUAUACCUUUAAGGAUGGCGUUUCUGUGGUCUCCACUGGAUCUAUGAGAACUCUCCUGAAUCGGUUUUUGCGAAUCGAAUGGCUGGAUUUCCAUACUCUGGAGCAUCAGGAGAUGGUUCUGCGUCAAAACAUCCCCCAGAUGAUCCAGUGGGAUAGAGACAACAAUCAGGGUCAGAAUAACAACGAGGGGGGGCCUCCUUUUAGUCUGAAACCCUCGAACGUCACGUCUUUCGGAGUGGCUAGCUCUGUGAUGCGGUGUCUUGAGAUCUCGGAAACAAUGUCUCAUAUGCGCGACCUUAUGAUGUUUUCGCUCCAGACUAAUGUCACUGGUCCUCUGCAUGCACUCGAGACCUUUUCCAAGGUUCUCCAGAACCGAGAUCAGGGUCAGGCAGCGGGAUUAGGACAAGCGCCAGGGCUUGGACAGCCUCAGGGCGCUGGAAUGGGACCUGGACAGGGUAUGCCUGGUAUGGGUGGUCCUGGAAUGGGACCUGGAAUGGGACCUGGAAUGGGUGGACCCGGUAUGGGAGGUCCCCAUGGACUUCAAGGACAGCAGCAAGCUCAGCAGCAAGGCCAACUAGGCCAGCAACAAGGCCAGGGUCAAGGUCAAGGCCCGGGUCAAGGACAAGGUCAGGGCCAACCCGGACAGGGCCAGCCGGGACAAGGACAGAAGGGGUAUGAUUUUGAAAAAAGUCCCAGGAGUAAGAGGAGGAGACAGAGUAAGGAUGAGAAGUGA